Molecule: messenger RNA, 738 nt
Organism: Entrophospora candida
Lineage: Eukaryota; Fungi; Glomeromycota; Glomeromycetes; Entrophosporales; Entrophosporaceae
Source: the annotation of a GenBank genome assembly
AUGACUCAAAAAAGUAACCAAUAUAAAAAAUACUUUCAUGUUUUACCUGAUAAACCAGAUGGUUAUAAUCACUUGGGUAUCUGCAUUGCUUAUGAGGAAGAAUGGUUAAAUUGGGUUGCUGAUAAUGAUACAGAAACUACAAUUGAAAAUGAACUUUAUAAUAAUGGUGAAGGUUUUAUUGAUACAUCAUCUAAAGAAAUAAAUAAUUUACAAAAUCUUUCUGCUCCAAAUAAAAAGAGACUUGGAAAGUCCAAUGUAAAAAAAUAUUCAUUAUAUCUUUCUCAUUCUAUAAAAGGUGAUGAUGGAUCUUAUAAUCAUAGUCCAAUAGAUUUAUUGGACUGGACUGCUUGGACUGGUCCAAUAAGAAAAAAUAAUGGAAAAAUCAAUCAAGAAACAGAAAUUUUUGAGAAUGAAGAAAAAGAAAAUAAUUAUCUUCAUCAACAGCAAACUCUUCAAAAUUUUUCUCCAAUGACAACAUCAACAACACCAAUACCAACAACAUCUAAUCAAUUGUAUCAACAAAAUCCAAAUCUCAAUAAUAUUUUGCAAUCAAGUCAACAACAUCCUACUCAAGAAAAUAAUUAUCUUCAUCAACAGCAAACUCAUCAAAAUUUUUCUCCAACAUCAAUGUCAACAUCAAGAUCAACAACACCAAUACCAACAACAUCCAAUCAAUUGUAUCAACAAAAUCCAACUUUCAAUAAUAAUUUACAAGCAAAUCAAAAACAUACUACUUAA